Molecule: messenger RNA, 726 nt
Organism: Nicotiana tabacum (common tobacco)
Lineage: Eukaryota; Viridiplantae; Streptophyta; Magnoliopsida; Solanales; Solanaceae
Source: RefSeq, a predicted model, not a curated record
AUGGAGAGAAAGAAUAAAAAGAAAGAAAAAGAGAAAGAAAAGAUAGACACAAAUCAGAAAAAAUUGUUGAACCACCCAAGGAUGUGCAAUGGACGAGACUGCUCUUCUCUCAACCAGAGGUCUCGGGUUCGAGCUCUGGAUAUGGAGAAAUACUUAAUAGGGAAUGCUCCCCCUGAAUGGGGCCUUAAGCGGCAAAAAUCCGGAUAUAAUCGAGCUCCAAUUUACAACAUCCCUCUGGUGGCUGACAUUCAUUUUGCUCCUCCUAUUGCACUUCGAGUUGCUGAGUGCUUUGAAAAAAUACGUGUCAAUCCUGGAAACUUUACUGACAGGCGAGCCCAGUUUGAGCAAUUAGAGUACACAGAAGAAGACUACCAGAAAGAACUUGAGCACAUUGAGGAGGUUGAAUCAGCAUUUGAGUUUACAAGAAUUUGUCGAAAGUUGGACUUCCACAAUUUCGUCUUCUCAAUGAAAGCUAGCAAUCCAGUAGUUAUGGUCCAGGCGUAUCGCCUUCUUGUAGCUGAGAUGUAUGUUCAAGGAUGGGAUUAUCCUUUACACUUGGGAGUUACUGAAGCUGGUGAAGGUGAGGACGGAAGGAUGAAGUCUGCAAUCGGUAUUGGCACGCUUCUUCAGGAUGGUCUGGGUGAUACAAUAAGGGUUUCCCUAACUGAACCUCCAGAGGAGGAGAUAGAUCCCUGUCGACGGUUGGCAAACCUUGGACGUCCAUAA